AUGGACACUUUCAGCAACUCCCCAGCUAUUCCAACCGUGGAUAUAAGUGCAUUCCUCCACCCAAGCUCUACAGAAGAGGAACGAAAGAAUGUCGUCAAGCGUGUCAGUAAUGCUUGUCACACAUACGGAUUCUUCAACCUCAUUGGGCAUGGCAUUCCCAAAUGUGACUUAGAAGAGGCUUUUGAGAUUAACAAGAUGUUUUUCGCCUUGCCUGAAGAAAAGAAGAUGGAGGUUUGGAUCAACAAGUCUUUUGGUCGUUCCUUCAGAGGCUACGAACCUCCUGGAAUCCAAACUCAUCAAGAGGGCCUACUUCCUGAUAGUAAGGAGACUUUCAUGGUCGGGCGAGAAGUCUCGACAGAUGACCCUGACUGUGGUAGCUUCUCGACCGGCCCAAACCUAUGGCCCUCCAGUCUGCCAAAGGAUAAAUUUCAGGAUCGUAUCAUGGCUUAUCAGGGUAAGAUGCUUGCGCUAGUCAGCAAAAUGUUAGAUAUUCUUGCUCUGGGACUUCCCACAGAAUGGGGCUGCCCGCCAGAUGUGUUCGAUUCAUUACUGGAUAAGCCAUCGAUCCCAAUGAGGUUCCUGCAUUACGGGCCAGUGCCAACCAAAGACGACCGUCAGUUUGGAGUCGCUGACCACACUGACUUCGGAUGCGUAUCUAUUAUCCUCCAGGAACCUGAAACCACAGGUCUGGAGGUUUACUACCCACCAGCUGAGGCUUGGGUCUCCGUUCCUGUGGUUGAGGAUGCGUUCGUGGUCAACAUGGGCGAUAUGAUGCAAAAGUACACGAGCGGCUACUACCGCAGCGCACGGCACCGUGUCCAGACCAAUCGAGACAAGCACCGCCAUAGCGUGGCAUUUUUCCUCAAUGGUAACCUGAAAUUGAAAGCCAAGGCUUUGGAUGGAUCAGGGGUCGAGACGGUUGUUGGUGAACACAUCUCUGGUCGACUUAUUGAGACUAUGGGCGCCACUGGCAAGUUGCUUCAGCGAGAGGCUGUUACUGCCUAG
Molecule: messenger RNA, 1005 nt
Organism: Penicillium taxi
Lineage: Eukaryota; Fungi; Ascomycota; Eurotiomycetes; Eurotiales; Aspergillaceae
Product: isopenicillin N synthase family dioxygenase
Exons: 3
Coding region: 1-1005 (334 amino acids)
Molecular function (GO): dioxygenase activity
Source: RefSeq, a predicted model, not a curated record